CUUGGAUGCAGAUGUUAAAGUGUAAAAAUGUAAAUGUUUUACAGCUGCAGAUAUGGCAAAAUUUUGAAAUAAAUGUAUAGUAUACUUGUGUCGCGUUCUUGUAUACUGAGGACAAAAUCAAGAGAUUCGUUAAACAUGUCGCCUUCCCAUUCGGACAUUUUCGUUUAACGACACGUUCUAAAUGUGUUAGAACGAUCAAAUGCGUUACAACGAUGAGCGCACGUUUUCCAUAAGAUGAUGAUCCAUUUGGACAUUUUCGUUUAAAGAUGUUAGAACGAUGAAAUGCGUUAGAAGAUCACGAUAUCAAUCGAAUAGCGAUAUUAGAAAUAGGAGAUGUGCCCUGCAAAAGAAGAUUCAUACAGUGUAUAGUUGUUGGUGGUUGUUAUUCUCCUUUAUUACCCUGAACCAAUAACUAUGCAAGAUGUUCACAGAAAAUGCAAAUACUUCCAUGGAACAUAGUACCGAUCCUCGACAACUUUUCGUGUGUUAGGAGCUUUUUGUCCGGAUGUCAAAGGUCAGUCCCAACAAAGCGUGGAGAGUUAUGGCAUAUGACCCAGCACUUUCCAAAAGCUCUAGUCAGCAGGAGCUGAAGAAACUCGCAUCUGUUAUACUGUUUGUCUGUUUUCUCAUGGCACUUACCUUUCGUACGGUUAUCAAUCAGCCGGAUUCAUCUCCCGACUUGUUCAGACUCAAUUCACUGACAGCUCCCGAACCUGAUUCCGAACCUCCCUCGAUCCAAAACCUAAGCAGCUGGAAAUCGGACGUGCUCGAAAUCACUGGCGACAUACGUAUCCACGGCCUCUCGUCCACCGUCUUCGUAGCCUCGACCUCACCACGGCCCAUGGCCUCCUCCAUAUACCCUUACGCCCGCAAAGGCGACAAGUACAUCAUGGACAAAUUCGUCACCCGCUGGCAAAUCUCCCUCCAACCGCCGUCAAAAUUACCGAAAUGCCACCGCCGGCUCCCGUCCCCGGCCGUCCUCUUCUCCGGCGGCGGCUACAGCGGCAACCACUUCCACGACUUCACCGACAUUCUCAUCCCUCUCUACCUAACCGCGAAACAAUUCAACCGAGACGUGCACCUCCUCGUAGCCGACCCGCGGCCCGAAUGGCUCGAAAAAUACAAGCUCGUGCUCGAAAAUCUCUCCCGCCAUGUCAGCGUCGACGUGACCGGCGAGAAGAGCGUGCUCUGCUUCGGGUGGACGGUAUUGGGCCUCCGGGCCCACAAGGAGUUCGGCAUCGACCCUAAGCAGGCCCCGCACUACACGAUGGCGGGCUUCCGGGAGUUCAUGCGGGCCACGUUCUCGCUGCCGCGGGCCGUGGGCCCGGGCCCACGGCCCCGGAUGCUGAUCAUCUCGAGGGCGGCGAAUCGGUUCUUGACGAACGAGGAUGAGGUGGCGAGUAGGGCCCGCGGGCUGGGGUUCGAGGUUGACGUGGACGAGACGGGGUGGAACGUGACGGAGACUUCGAGGAGGGUCAACUCGUAUGACGUGCUUGUAGGGGUUCAUGGGGCGGGGCUGGCGAACAUGGUUUUUUUGCCGGAAGGUGGGGUUGUGGUGCAGAUCAUACCGUUUGGGGCGGACUUGUGGGCCAAGCCGUAUUUUGGGAGGCCCACGAGGGAGAUGGGGUUGAAGUACUUGGAGUACGAGGUGGGGCUGAACGAGAGUUCGUUGUUAGGGAAGUACGCGGAGGACAGCGAGGUGUAUAGGGAUCCGGGGGCGGUAUAUGAGAAGGGGUUCUUCCAUUUCCAUGCGGUGUAUUUGAAGGAUCAGAAUGUGAGUAUUGAUUUGGGUAGGUUUAAGGAGGUGCUGAUUAGAGCGUAUGAGCUUUGUGUGUAG
Messenger RNA from Striga asiatica, 1837 nucleotides. Lineage: Eukaryota; Viridiplantae; Streptophyta; Magnoliopsida; Lamiales; Orobanchaceae. The record is from the annotation of a GenBank genome assembly.